AGGGGCGGGGCCUUCGCCGCGCUGAGCUUGCCCUUGUGUCUGGUGCUCGCUAGAGCUGCUGCUGCUGCCGCCGCCGCCGCCGCCGCCGCCGCCGCCGCCGCCUCCGUCGCCGCCGCCGCCGCCGCCACUGCUGCUGCUGCAGCCGGAGCAUCCGGGAGCCGCCGCCGCCGCUGCUGCCACCGCUACCAAGCGCUGCUACCACUGCUGCCACCUCUUCUCCCAGGACUCUUGACACCCGAGCGCGAGCGGCAGUGCAGCCGGCUUGCUGCCCCUGUCCCCCACCCCUCCCUUCCGUGACCUACCCACUCCUUGCAGCCCUCGCCUGCACCUUCCCCGACACCCCGGCAUCCCUGCAUCACCUGCCUGAGCAGCCUCCGGGCGGGCUCUGGGACUUGCCUCGAGCUCCGAAAGGAAGGCAGGCUCCAAACCGGUGGCCGGCAGAUCGGUUGUCGGGGCUGCACCGCCAGCAGUAGAAGGAGAAGAAACUAUUUAGCCCACCGAAACCCCUUUCUGCGGGUGCUCUGCCACUACCGCUUUUUGCUGCCGGCAACCAGCUUCCGCGCGGGUUCGAGCACAGCUGCGGCGGUAUCGUGGGUCCGGCGGGAGCCGGGAGGACGACACCACAGCGGAGCCCUUGCACUGUGUGGUUCGCUCAACCAGCAUCUCCUUGCCCCCUCGAUCCUUCCCCAGACCCUUAAAAGAAGGGACCAUGAUUUGGAAACGCAGCGCGGUUCUCCGCUUCUACAGUGUCUGCGGGCUCCUGUUACAAGCGGCUGCUUCAAAAAGUAAAGUCAAAGGCAGCCAAGGGCAGUUUCCACUAACUCAGAAUGUCACGGUUGUUGAAGGUGGAACUGCAAUUUUGACCUGCAGAGUUGAUCAAAAUGAUAACACCUCCCUCCAGUGGUCAAAUCCAGCUCAACAGACUCUGUACUUCGAUGACAAGAAAGCUUUAAGGGACAAUCGGAUAGAGCUGGUUCGGGCUUCUUGGCACGAGUUGAGCAUCAGUGUCAGUGAUGUUUCUCUCUCGGAUGAAGGACAGUACACCUGCUCCUUAUUCACAAUGCCUGUCAAAACUUCUAAGGCCUAUCUCACUGUCCUGGGUGUUCCGGAGAAGCCUCAGAUUAGUGGAUUUUCAUCGCCAGUCAUGGAGGGAGACCUGAUGCAGCUGACUUGUAAGACAUCUGGCAGUAAGCCUGCGGCUGAUAUAAGAUGGUUCAAAAAUGACAAAGAAAUCAAAGAUGUGAAGUACCUGAAAGAGGAGGAUGCUAACCGAAAGACCUUCACCGUUAGCAGCACGCUGGAUUUCCGAGUGGACCGUAGUGACGAUGGAGUGGCGGUCAUCUGCAGAGUAGACCAUGAGUCCCUCAAUGCCACCCCUCAGGUAGCCAUGCAGGUGCUAGAAAUACACUAUACACCUUCAGUUAAGAUUAUACCAUCAACUCCUUUUCCACAAGAAGGACAAGCUUUAACUUUGACCUGUGAAUCUAAAGGAAAACCACUGCCAGAACCUGUUUUGUGGACAAAGGAUGGUGCAGAAUUACCAGAUCCUGAUCGAAUGGUUGUGAGUGGUAGGGAACUCAACAUUCUCUUUCUGAACAAAACGGACAAUGGCACUUAUCGAUGCGAAGCCACUAACACCAUUGGCCAAAGCAGUGCAGAGUAUGUCCUCAUUGUACAUGAUGUUCCCAACACUUUGCUUCCCACUACUAUCAUCCCCUCCCUUACCACUGCACCAGUAACAACCUCUGUAGCCAUAACAACCAGCCCAAGCACAUCUGCAUCAAGCAGCAGCAGAAGAGAUCCCAAUUCUCUGGCUGGCCAGAACGGCCCUGAUCAUGCCCUCAUAGGUGGGAUCGUGGCUGUUGUUGUCUUUGUUACACUGUGUUCUAUAUUUCUGCUUGGCCGAUAUCUGGCAAGACAUAAAGGAACAUAUCUAACAAAUGAAGCUAAAGGAGCUGAAGAUGCACCAGAUGCCGACACAGCCAUUAUCAAUGCUGAAGGCAGCCAAGUCAAUGCUGAAGAGAAAAAAGAGUAUUUCAUUUAAAAUUCAGGCUCCAAGUUCUGAGUUUUACCUACCAGGCUGACUGCUGGAGAAAACUGGCAAUCAUCUUUCAGAAAUCAUUCCAACCAUCUUCUUCUACUACUUUUAUUAACACCCAUACUGUACUGCUCUCAGUAGCCAGUGUAUACCAACAAUCAGCAGUUGAAAGCAUCAUUCUUUAAUUACUGUACCAUCCAUAAUGCAGGACAUUUCUUAUUGCCUAAAUUUUACACCAUUGCUCUUUUAACAUACAGUGCUUGAAUAUACAGCCUUAACAAUGUUAAUCAUCUCACUGGACCAUGAUAUUGAGUUGUUUUUAUACAUUGAAGAAAUGUAUGCAGAGCCCCGCCCCCUACAUGUGUUUUCCUUGAAGUCAUAGACUUUAUUGGUUUGCCAUUGGACACUUAUCACAAGUCACAGGAUUAGGUGAUGACCUAAUGUGUUUAAGCUUAAUCGAAGAUUAGAGGUUUACAAACAAUGUUUUCUACCUGUCUAUCUUCAAAGAUAACAUGUUGUGGAAACAUACGCCCUAGAAAACACAAACUGAAAAAACACUGUAGUGUAGUUUCUGGAAUGUUUGAGAUUAUACUGGUAAUACUGUAUCAAGUGGCUAUUUUAAAAUUUAGUGUUUGAUACAGGCGCCAUGUGUAUGGAUUAUACUCAUGACAUGACACCUUAUAUUAUUAUAUAGAUCCUACCAUUAGGUUAUUGUAGCUUCAUUUACCAAUAAAUUAUUACAAACAUUUAACUGCUUUGGGAAUCAUAACGAUUUCAUUCAUUUCUCUAUUUGAUUCUAUAAUUUAUUUGUUCCAUAAGGAUUCACCUGCCUAAACAAAACUGAAGUAGGGCACAAUUUUGAGACAUUUUAGUAUCUGUAUAUAGUGCAUAUAAUAAAUCCAAUUAAACAUUAUUUGAUACAUAUUUAACUUUUUUGGCUGUAGGUUAUUCAGUCAUAAGUACGCAUUUUCUAACGUCCAUUCUAUCCCUUUAGAUAUUACAUAAACUGAUAUUAUAAGUAGAUAACAUGGAUUAGUAUUUUUGUCUGUAUGUCCCAGCACUGUCAACAACAAAAUUUUUCUAGUUCUUGUUAAUUUUUAUUUGUUAUACAAUGGAAGCACAAUGUUACAAGGAAAGGUAAUUUUAAGCUAACAACCAGUGCACAGCCUCAGGUUUUAAAUCACAACCACAGUUGAAUAAUAACCUAAAAAACAAACUCUUAGUUUGAUUUAAUUUAAAAAAGAAAAUCUUUACACAUUUUAAUUUGGCAGUUUCAGCGCUGCUUAACUAUUUUGAUUUGCCAAAAAGGAAGUGUUUAUGAUAUUUUCUGCAUAAAUGAGCUAAUUCUUUAUAUUAAAUUCCUGUCUAUGCAUUCUGUGAGGUACAAACUUAUGAAACAGAGAGUGAUAGAGAACCCGUGCCAUGCUCUUAACUCCAAGGUGAAAGUCUCUUUCUCUGGAUUAUUUUAAAUUUUGGGAUAUUGAACUAUUAUAAAAUUCUGUAAUCUUAAAUAUGUCAUAAAGCCAAUACAAAGUCUUCUAUCUAUGAGUGAAAUAUAAUAUUGGUAGAAUAGUUUUUAUUACAUUUAUUAGAAGCUAAAGAAUAAAGAUCCAGUUAGAUAAAAAAAAAAAUUCCCAUUCAAAAGCAUUACACCCUUAAGAAGAAAAGAAAAAUUACAAUAUGGUAGCUGUACUUGUGAUGUCUAAUAGCAUGGUGGAAUUUUAAAAAUACCUUGGAACUUAUUUGCAGGAAACAAGAAUGAUUGAAUACAACAUCCUAAGUUAAUAACAUAUGAAAGGCAAGGGUGCUGUAUAUUAGAUUAUUUAUCAGAAAAGUAUCGAACAUUUAAGGACAAUGUUAGAAUUUUUAAGUUUUUUUUUUAAAUUGUAUAGCAUUUAUCUUGUUGAUUUCUUACAAAAGAAAAAGGACGAUGUCAGUCAAGCAGCACUUUUUUCAAAAUAUACAGAACAUAAAUAAUAUGAUGUGGUUGAGUGUUAACAUAAUAAAUCAUAUACAGUAUGACAUUUUAAGGAAAUAAGUCUGCAUUGAUGUGAUUGCAUGCUUGUUUUUACAAUUCACUCCAUACCAUCUGUGGAAAAAAAUGCAAUAAUAUGUUAAUAUAGUAUGGUAGUUCGAGAGAAUCAGGUAGGUGCCUCUAGACACAUUGAAACUAGAAUAGGUCUAUAAACUGCUCAUAUCUUUCAAUGCAUAAUCUUUAGAAAGACUCCACACAGCAAAAUUUCAUCCUGUUAGUACAAAACGGAAAGGUUCUUAUUGCUAAGUAUGUUGUAUAACUGCAUCAUCAGUUACUAUUUAAAGCCUAAUUUCAGGAUACAUUUACAAAAUUGCUACUCUUCAUCGAUGCUGUAUUUAUAUCCUUCUUCAUCUAUAUUCUACUUGGCUCCAACUGCUAAAAUUGUUGCCUAAAUAACACAAACAUUAUUUAUAACACUGUAAAGUUAGAAACCCCAAAUUGUUUAUAUUUCAAGACUUUUGACUCUUUUGACCCUUCUGAGAAAUACACAAACCCAUUAGAACUUGUAAAAUGAAAAUCACUGGCAGAUAAAAAUUAGUGGGUGCUAAUCAAAUGGUUUUCAGUUAAAUGUAGCUAAUUUUGAUUGAAUGACAUUUCCUGUCAUAUAAGAAAAGUGAUGGAGUUAUACUUUCCUGUAUUGAAUGCUUAUUUGAUUUUCACUGAAGGAAACAAGUUACAAGAAUUGUGGGCAUUCCCCAUUCCAGCAAAUAAAAAAAAUUAAUGAAAUAAGAUUUCUAAAUUGGACCCAUGUCAACUGAGAAGCCUGAAAUAUGCCCAGUCAUAUGCAUAUAGAGACACUCUCUGUCUCUGCUAAGGGAGUUCAAUAGGUAGGAAACACAGUGAAAAGAGUGUGUGUACACACUCCUCAAAGACGAUGAGCAUCAUUCGUUACAAAAGGAAGUUCCUCUCUGCCAGAAAUGUUUACAGUGUUCAUUGAUUGUCCUUGAUCAGUAAGAUCUAACCAAUAUUCUUCUUGUCUUCUUUUCCUUUUUGAAUGUCCUGGGAAAAUGGUGACCAAGACUAUAAGAAAAAAAAAAGGAAAAGUACAUCAGCAAAAGAUAAAUUACCCCAUUGGAAUAUUGGUGUAUUGGUGUGGUGUGGUGUGGUGUGUGUGUGUGUGUGUGUGUGUGUGUGUGUGUGUGUGUGCAUGUCUGUGCGUGUGUGUAUUUGUGUGUGUAUGUGUGUAUUGAAGAGAAGAGAGAUUAAAACAAACACAGAAAAAGAGAUUCCAACUUGUUUUCUUUUAGCAGAAAUUACAAGAAGCAAUUUAGGGAACCUGAUAUUGGGAUUUAAUCUAGAAACCGGAUGAUUUCAUUGGAGAUGUUUAGUCUUUCAUAAAAACUUUACAAUUACAGUAACAAAUAGAGAAAGAAAAACAACUUUCCUGAUUAUGGCAAAGAAGCUAACACCUCAUUUGUUUUGUUUGGAUUUUUGUUUGGUUUUUGUAAAAAUAUAAAUAUUCAAUUAAAAAGACAGGCUCACUUGUAAUUAUGUACUCAUGACUGUAACAGCAUUGAGAUACCAUAUAGGCACAUGUACAGCAGCUGUUUGACAGUAAUGGCUCUUCCAUGUAACAUAGCAGUUAUUGUGUGAUUUAGUGCCACUUAUUGCAAAGUGUUACCAAUGGGCACAUUGAAAUGCAUUUUGUCUUCCCCUCCCUUUUGACAUCAGUAUAAUUUAAAAGAUAAAAAUAUAAAAUUUCACACUUUUUUCCAAUUUGUGAAAUAAAAAAGACCCUCCAUAUAUUUUGGUCCCUUCCCAUAAUAUUUUGGUCCCAGAAAACUUUUGAAAAUGCCCAAUUUUAUUUCCUUUAACAAAUGGUAAUCUGUAAUGGGUAUAGACAAUGAAAUGAUUACUCAGUGGUCACAACUUAAAUAACUGAAAAAACUAAAGGAAAUUACUGGUGAGUAAUGCUUUUUGUUAAGUGGCACCAAGUACACACUAAAAACUAUGCAAAAUAUAGGUAACUCCACUGUAUGUGCAUGUAAGUAUCCUGUACUAGCUGUGUAUGGAUGUUGGAAACCCAUGUAAUUAUAAUAUGCAUUUUGAAUUCUGGGAAAGAGGAAAUCUUAGUGUAGAUAAUAUAAUUUGUCUUGAAAUAUACAUUGGCAAUAUUGAAAUAUACUCAGUGCAAUAUCUCUAAUUCUAUUGCUGGAUAUUCAAUGCAAAGGGUUUUAAAAUACUCUUAAAGAAGAUCCAAGAGUUUCGCUAAUUUAUCUCUCAUGUUUUAUAACUACAACAAGUUAUAGUUGUUUUUUUCUUACUUAAUUAUUAAGUUAACAAAGGACAUUUAUUUGGUUUAGUCUUUAACAUUACUGCAGAGAAUGAAAAGAUGUGGAUUUUAAUCUUUGAUUUCAUAUCUAAUUGAAUUUGCCAUUCUUAAAUUUUCUUUGAAAUGUACGUGCUUUAGUAGAUUGAAAUACUUUGAUCAUGAGUAAAAGUUUAUGGAAAGAACAUAAGGUAUAUUUAGUACUUAAAGUCACUUAUAUUUUAAUGAGGAAGUUCUCCUUUCUAAAUUUUUCUUUGUCUCCCUAGCACAACCCAAACAUGCCCUUUGCACUUCUAUAUACCCUUCCAAAGGCAGUGGAUUGAACGUAGCAAGAUAAUCAUGAGACUUGAAGGGGAUGGUAUAUGUGAAUGGGUUCUAAAAUCAUCAGCAUUUUUAUGUAUUGAGAUUACUAUUGAAUGCAAUAGUUAUUGGAUAUAGCUGGUAAUUUCUCUGCCAUGCAUACUUACAAUAAUUCUUCUACCUCUCACUUUUAACAUGGGCUAUGAUACUUCAAUAUAAAUAGCGGAAGUAAAUAUUUACAAGAUAUCCCAGGAAGCAUCAGCUUGGGACCCUCAAAACAAUGCACUCCCGACUCCCUGGGAAAUCUCAAAAGCCAACUUCUUGUAGUGUAUUUUAUGGUGUAUGGAUAUGCGUUUGUUUAGCUUCUCUCUCAUUAGCUGCAUAUAGGUGACACAUGAAACUUUGCUGAGGACAGUUCUUUCCAUGCCUAGUUAAUGUUUUGCUGUUAUGUAAUUGUAACUUUUUAAAAGUAAUUUGGUAGCAGCAGUUUGCAAUCCAAUCUGAUAUUUCAUUUUAUUUUUAAAGUGUAAGAAUCUCUUCGAAUUCAAUGCUGUAUUUUAAGUACAAAUCAUGUAAAUGAUUUAAUUUUCAGAGAAGUAUUAUCUAUAUAAACAAAAAUUAAGUAUUUUAAAACUGCCUCCUUAUGAACAAAUAACCCCAAUAAUUCAAAAUAUUGCCUCAAAAGCCCACUUUUCUGCCUAGGCAUGAUAGGAACUUUUCAAUGAUGUAAUUUAAAUAUGUUAAAGUAAAAUGCCACUUUAUGAGCAUAUCUUCCUUCAGAAAAAAAUAGAUUACAUAAAUUUAUUAAAUACUGAUGGUGAAUCUAUAAAAUACGCUUAAAAUAAGAUUUUUAUGUUAUGUGGUUAUGUUAUAAAUAUUAUUUGCUUUACUCUUUAACAUCAUUUCCAUAUAUGUAUAUGUAAUAUAUAUGGUCAUAUAUAUUAUAUAUAUGAAAUGUGUAAUUAUUUUGGAGAAAAUGGGCCCAAAUGUGAAAAAGAUGUAAAGAAACACUAUACCCCCUUGGAAAUAUGAUGUAUAUUUCAAAGAUGUUAAGUUAAAAGAGAAGUGACAAUUGCAGAGGCACAAGAAAAAUCUACCAGGGCUCAGCACUUAAGCACUUUUCCCACAUCCAGGGUCAAAGCAGUAGCGAUUCCUACACGGACUUUUAAGCGCAGCAUGAAAUGCAGCAUUACACGAACACACAGUACUGUCAAACCUCAAAUGCUUUCUUUCUUUAGAUGCUUUCCCUUGUACAUGAUCCUCGUAGACAUGUUUUUAUAUUCGCUGAUAGUGAAAGUCACGCGCAAUAAAAUGUAACGGUUGGAAGCAGUAGUCACUAAUCGGUUAAAGACAAGUACAAAAUGUAAACAGAUAUUACCUUUCUCCUCUUUGCUUUUCUCCGUGGUUCUGAUGUGUUGACUGAAUGUCAUAAAUAGAACAAACAAACAAAAAAAAAAGCAAUCUAGAAGCUUUUCAAAGCUAGUAAUAUUGCUCCUUAUAAAUAUGUAACAUUUUAAUCUUUUUACAAACUUACUUCGCUGUACUCGCUGUACGUGUUGUCAAUUGAUUCAAUGAUGCAAUUGAGUAGUGAACUAAGGACUUCUGAGUUUGGAAUGGCUAAUCUCUUCUUCAUAUUCAGUUCACAUCAAUAUUUGUGAAUCGGUUGUUUAGCUUUUUAUUCAACCGUAAAUAUUCCUUAAAGACAGCUCCGUUUUUAUCAUAAACAUUUCACUGUAAACAACCUUGCAACAAGUUUGCUAUGUUAAAAAAAAAUUUAAAGACUUAUCUCUGAAAACAAUGUCCAGAAAUGCAGGUGUUCCCAGUAAUGAAGCUUCAAAAAUAAAGUGUUCUAUUUAUAUGACAUGAAAUCCAUAUCUUUUGGAAGGGUAUACUUAUGACAGCACUCAAAUAUAUUCUGUGCAGUAUAGAAGAUCCACCAAAAUGAAGCAUAUCUCAUAGAAAACAAACACGAUUAUUGAAUCUACUCUUAUCAUGAACAUUUUCACAAAACAAAAUGCAUAUUGUAAUAUUAAGUACAUGACACUUGCAUGUUAAUAUGCCUAUAUACUUACAAAGUAUUCAAUGUGUACUGAGUGGCGCUUCAAAUAUGUCAUGUACAACACUUAUAAACAUGCUUACAGGGUUCCCAUUUGCACUUCAUCCCUUCAGUAAAGUCUCCUCAGAAAAAAAAGUCUGAGAAAUAUGAAAAAUAAAAUAAAAUUUGAAAUUUAGUUAUCUAUUGGACAUUACUGAACUUUUUCUUCAUUUAGUGUAUUUUAGGCUUGAACAUAGACAUUGGAAAUAAACUUUCUUUUCUCCAGUGAAAGAUUACAAAGGUGUUGUGGAGCACGUUCUAUUAUGCCGAACGCAUUGUUUUGAAUACCUUUUCUCAAUUGCAUUUUAUAUCCAUCUAUUUCAGUUUCCCUCAAUGACAUAUACUUUUCUUAUAUAUUUCUAAAGGGAACUUUUUUUUUCUUAAAUGAGAGCUACUAAAAAAAUGUUAUCUUUCUGAUAAAAUAUUUAAUCAUUAUUCCUUGAAAUGUGUGAACCUUGUAAUAUGCUGACUAAGUUAAAAAAGUGUCGCUGACAUAAAAAAAUUUGCUUGAGAUUGCCAACAUUCAAAAUUUUGUAAAAGUAAUUUUACAACCACUUAUUUGUGUUUACUAAUGUUGACUAGGAACAGAAGCAAAAAUAUCUAAAACAACUUUUUUAUUUCUACACUCUAACUGAUAUAUGUCAACUACCUAAGAUAAUGCAAUUAACCAUACAUACAUCUUGAGCUUAUAACAAAAGAAUUUGAGAUAAGCUUUUAAAUUUAUGGAAGAUUUUCUUUGUGUCUUUGGAAGUUCACUUACCAUGAGGUAUUUUGUAGUCUACUUUAAAUAACAGAUUUUGUUAUACAGGGUAAGCCAAAGGCUGUACGAGAAUUAGUGCCAUUGGGUCUGAUAUUUGUGUUGGACCAUGAAAUAUUCCAUUAAAAUUUGUCUGUAAAUACAA
This is a messenger RNA of Mastomys coucha (southern multimammate mouse), 9639 nucleotides long. RefSeq names its product cell adhesion molecule 2 (gene Cadm2). Lineage: Eukaryota; Metazoa; Chordata; Mammalia; Rodentia; Muridae. The transcript is spliced from 11 exons. Bases 710 to 2044 code for a protein of 444 amino acids. The record is from RefSeq and is a predicted model, not a curated record.